This is a messenger RNA of Trichobilharzia regenti, 3417 nucleotides long. The record is from the annotation of a GenBank genome assembly. NCBI's taxonomy places the organism in Eukaryota, Metazoa, Platyhelminthes, Trematoda, Strigeidida, Schistosomatidae.
AUGUUAUGCGGUUCACCUGACACUAAAAAUCAGUGGUCAACUGUUCACAAUGGGGAUGAAUAUCCUAAUUGUAACAGCUCAGUCGUCAGCUUUCAAAAUAUUAAUCGUGAUGACUAUUAUACACUGAGUCUCAAUGGAUGUACACACCUAGUUACAAAUGACGACAUAGAACACAUAUCCUUGCAACGUUUUGAAACGGAAUAUAGAACCUUCAAAGAAAUAUGUCAAAUUCCAACAUUUGCUAGAUUUCGUUUAUGGAAGGGAUUCACUCGAUGGCGUAAAGUGAUACGUUACACGAAAAUAGAACAGUGUAAACGAUUCCUACGUGAUAACUUAUUCAUUGCAAAUUCAUCACUUCGACCGGCAUUGUUAAAUAUCCGUGAAAUGUGCUAUCGUAUUGGAGAUAUGGGAUUAUGCAAGUUAGAAAAGGACAAAACGUACACAUUAUUGGAGUUUUUAACGAAUCAAGUUAAUCAGUUGAAUGAAGUAUGUACAAGACUGUGUGAAUUUCGUGAACUCGUCAAAGAAGUUGUCCGCGGUGCAUGUCGUACCGCCUUAUUGGAAUAUGGUUUUAUGCCGGACGACUAUUUAACGGAUAAUAUUACAGUACUUCCAGGAACAGAACAAUUUGGUGUGGGAACAAGUUAUAUUUCGUCAGGUUGUGAUAUGGAAAUCUUUUCAGAUGCACCGGAAAAAAUGACGUUUACAGAAAUGGCUUCCAAACGCAAACACUGUCAGCGUUUAACCUGUUUUAUACGUCUUGCAGAUUACCAAAUUGUUAGUACACUACAUGUGCUCACAGUGAAUUCAGUUUAUACAAUAUUAGAUUGUUUGAGUGAACAUCUCCGUCACACCCCCGCUAUAAGUGAAAUAGAAACAUACAAAAUUGAAGUGGAAGAAUUAUCGGAAGCACCGAUCGCUGAUAUGGAUAUAGGAAGAAGAGAUACGGUAGCUGGACAGAAGUCAACUGUUAAAAAGCCGAUGUCAAAACAAUCUUCAACCGAUAAAAUCCAAGACGAGUCGAAACUACCUCCGCUUUUUGCAUUGGAGAUUAUACUAGAACCAUCUCGGCUGUAUUUAGUUCCGGACGAGUCUCUAUUUCAAGAUGGCAUUCUUGAAAUUAUCAGUAAAUUUCAGGAGCAAGUGUUCAACAUUAAAAACUUAACACCAGACCCUUAUUUUGAUGCAUUCACAAGACCAUUAAUAAAUAAUAAAUUUGAGGAGAAAACAUGCGGCACAGGACCGCAGCUACGAAACAUGUUUGCUGAAGAUACUGGACUACAAGAAAUCAUUUAUCAUGUUAAAAAAUCUUUGAAAAGCGCUUUUGAAGCUGUCAAUUCAUAUAUGAAUACAUUUGUAGAAAUCCAUGAAUUCUAUCGAGACAACGAAGAAAUAAGUAAAGAAAGUAUACAAACGGACUAUGGAACGCGAACGGAUGAAAUGAAUCAUGUGGGACGUCUUAGAGAGACUGUUGAAUUUUUCAAAACAAACUUACUGAAACAUCAUCGUCAAGUUAAAAUCUCUGACCUUGUACCAGUUCAACGACCCAUUGGAAUGUUUUUAAUUGAUACAAUGACUUUGCGUACCCGCCUUUUGCCAUCACCAAAUCGAUGCUUAGAGAUAUUGCAUAGUCUUUUGCCGGUAUAUACACGCAGUGAAGUUGACAGAUUAGUGCAUGAAACUCAAGAAGCUGAAUAUACCUUGUCUGUAUCACCAAGUUCCACAGUCGAUUAUGUGAAUCAUUUUGAAUUUCUCAAUCAAAUACAAAGUAGGAUUGACCCGGUUGAGAAGGAAGCUGAAGUUAUUAAAGAACUUUAUGAAAUGAUCGAAGCGUUUAAUGUGCCAGUACCGCCGGAAGAUUAUGCAGUUUACCAGAGUCUUAUACCGUCGAUAGACAGAGCCAAGAAUGCUAUCGACAAAGCAUUGGGAGAUCGUGAUUUAUGUAUUGACAAAUUCUUCGGUUUUUUGGAGAAAGACGUUGCAGAACUUAUGCGUGACAUCAAAGAAGCUAAACAAGCUAUAAAUAAUCCAAUACUUUUAGAUGUUACAGCAGAACGUGAAGCUGUUCGUGCUGAACUGUCUAGACUGAAGGCAACCAUGGAUGACUUACAAAACAGGGCUGUAACUUUCAAAACAUAUCAUAAAAACUUUAAGGAUCUGUCACAAGCCUUAUCAGGAACCUCGAUUGAAGAUCAAAUACUUGCAAGAGCUGGUGUACGAGCCACAUCAUUCAUAGUGGAACAACCACGUUUCGAGGAACUGGAAACACUAGUUGGAGAGAUGAAACUGAAACACUUAUUGUGGAAUUCUCUGGAAGAAUGGGAUGAAACUGUUAAGGAGUGGAUGAAGGCUGAUUUUUUCAAAUUAAAUCCGGAAGAAUUAACGAAUGUUACAAUGAAAUAUGUGAAGUCCGUCACAUUGCUAGAAAAGGGUUUACCGCCCAAUUCUGUUGUACCGUUGUUAAAGGAAAAAGUGGAGGAUAUGAAAGGAAAAUUAACAACUAUCAUGGAUUUGCGUAAUCCAACACUGAAACCACGACAUUGGAAAAUGCUAGAAGAUUUAAUUGGUUUUCAAAUGUCUGAACUUGAAGAACCGUUGAAUUUAGGCUUUUUGAAUGAACUGAAAGCAUUUCAAAAAGUGGAACAAAUUCAAGAAGUGUCAGGUCAAGCAAGUUCUGAAGCAAGUUUAGAAAGUCUACUUAAAAAGGUUGAAGACUCUUGGAAAUCAACUGAGUUCAUUGUUUUACCGUAUAAGGAAAGCAAAGAUGUGUUCAUUGUUGGUGGAACUGAUGAAAUACAACAAUUAUGGGAUGAUUCUAAUAUUAAUAUAUCAACUAUUGCAUCAUCACGUCAUGUCGGUCCAAUUAAAAACCGUGUUGAUGAAUGGCAAAGUUUAUUGGAUUUGUUCGGUAAAACAUUAGAUGAAUGGAUGCAGUGUCAAAGAAGUUGGCUAUAUUUGGAAAGUAUAUUCUCUGCUCCAGAUAUACAACGUCAACUGCCUAGUGAAGCUAAAAGUUUUAUGGCUGUUGAUAAGUCUUACAAAGAUGUAAUGCGUAAGGUGCAAAAAGUCCCAUUGGCUAUGCGCGCAGCUACACAACCUGGUCUGUUGGACACCUUUCGUAACAAUAAUCAACUACUCGAUCAAAUUCAAAAAUGUCUUGAAGCGUAUUUAGAAUCAAAACGUUCUGUAUUUCCAAGAUUUUAUUUCUUAUCAAAUGAUGAAUUGUUGGAGAUAUUGGCACAAACGCGUAAUCCCCUGGCUGUACAACCUCAUUUAAGGAAAUGUUUUGAUGCUAUUGUGAAAUUAGAGUUUGCCUUAGCCCAGAUUCUGCCGAUAAAGACGAACCAGUCUACACAAAUGAUAUAUUGGCCAUGUUAUCGCCAGAAGGUGAAAAAGUGUCUCUUGGCAAGGGCUUAA